AUGCUCACCAAAACCCUCCUCCAACGCGCGGCCGCAGUGCCAUCUCGCUCGGCCACCGUCUCACAUCAAACCCUCCGUUCUGCUUCCGCCUGGUCGCAAGUCCCCCAAGGCCCACCCGACGCCAUCCUCGGCAUCACCGAAGCCUUCAAAAAGGACAGCCACCCAAAGAAGAUCAAUCUCGGCGUCGGCGCCUACCGUGACGACAAGGGCAAACCCUACGUCCUUCCCUCCGUCCACCAGGCCGAACAAGCCGUUGUGCAGAAGAAUCUGGACAAAGAAUACGCCGGCAUUACAGGUGUACCCGAAUUCGUCAAAGGCGCCGCUCUCCUGGCUUACGGUCCCAACAGCGCUCCCUUGAAAGAAGGCCGUAUCGCCAUCACCCAGUCCAUCUCCGGCACUGGCGCACUCCGAAUAGGCGGUGCCUUCCUCCAACGCCACUAUCCCCACGCCAAAACCAUCUACAUCCCCACCCCAUCAUGGGCGAACCACAAAGCCGUUUUCCUCGACAGCGGGCUCGAAGUCAAGCAAUACAGAUACUACAACAAAGACACCAUCGGCCUGGACUUCGACGGCAUGAUCGCAGACAUCAAGGCCAUGCCUAAGAACAGCAUUCUCCUCCUCCACGCCUGCGCGCACAAUCCCACCGGCAUCGACCCGACAGAAGAGCAAUGGAAAGGCAUAAGCGACGCCGUGAAAGAAGGCAACCACUACCCCUUCUUCGACAUGGCCUACCAAGGUUUCGCCUCCGGCGACACUGACCGCGACGCCUUCUCCCUCCGCCACUUCAUCGAGCAGGGACAUCAACCGUGUCUCGCACAAAGUUUCGCCAAAAACAUGGGCCUCUACGGUGAGCGGGUCGGCGCCUUCUCCAUCGUCGCCGAGUCCGCGGAGGAAAAGGCCCGCGUAGACUCCCAGAUCAAAAUCCUCGUCCGACCACUCUACUCCAACCCCCCCGUCCACGGCGCACGCAUCGCCUCCCAGAUCCUCAACGACAGUAGCUUAAACCAGCAAUGGCUGGGUGAGGUGAAAGGGAUGGCCGACCGCAUCAUCAAGAUGAGGGCGCUGUUGAAGGAGAAUCUGGAGAAGUUGGGGAGUCAGCGGAAAUGGGAUCACAUCACCGACCAGAUCGGCAUGUUUGCCUACACUGGUCUCACGGCGGAGCAGAUGACGAAGCUGGCGGAGGAGCAUUCGGUUUAUGCCACGAAGGAUGGACGGAUUAGUGUGGCGGGCAUUACGUCGGAGAAUGUUGGGAGGUUGGCGGAGAGUAUUUUUAAGAUUACUGGUUGA
Recurvomyces mirabilis is the source of this 1287-nucleotide messenger RNA. RefSeq names its product aspartate transaminase aat1 (gene AAT1). Bases 1 to 1287 code for a protein of 428 amino acids. Gene Ontology annotation, cellular component: mitochondrion. The record is from RefSeq and is a predicted model, not a curated record. Gene Ontology annotation, biological process: L-aspartate catabolic process; biosynthetic process. Gene Ontology annotation, molecular function: pyridoxal phosphate binding; L-aspartate:2-oxoglutarate transaminase activity. NCBI's taxonomy places the organism in Eukaryota, Fungi, Ascomycota, Dothideomycetes, Mycosphaerellales, Teratosphaeriaceae. The transcript has a single exon.